ACUUGGCUACAGUACAGUGUUCAACAUGUACGCUAAGGGGAAGGGCUCGUCCGUGCCCUCCGAUGCGCAAGCCAGGGAAAAAUUGGCGUUGUAUGUGUACGAAUACUUGCUCCAUGUUGGUGCCCAGAAAGCUGCACAGACCUUCCUCUCAGAAAUAAGAUGGGAGAAAAAUAUAACAUUAGGAGAGCCGCCGGGGUUUCUACAUUCAUGGUGGUGCGUGUUCUGGGACCUGUACUGUGCGGCGCCGGAGAGGAGAGACACCUGCGAACACUCCAGCGAGGCUAAGGCCUUCCACGACUAUGGUUUCGUCAAUUCCGGCUACGGCGUCAACGGUAUAGCACACAAUGCUGGUCCAGCACCCUCACCGCUCGGCCAGAUGCCCCCCAGUGACGGUAUGGGCCCCGGGGGCCCCAUGCCUCCAGGCUUCUUUCCGGAGAUGGAGACUUUGUUGGUUGGCAAGGUCCUCCAGGGAUGAACCCCAGAAUGGCAGGUCCUAGAGGACCUGCUAUGGGUCCCGGACCUGGUAUGGGCCCUAUGGGUCCAGGAGCAUAUGCCCCAGGAAUGAGAGGACCACCACCAAGUAGUAUGGGUCCAGGUGGACCUGGAGGUCCAGGAGGACCAGGUCCUGGUGGACCAGGACCUGGCAUGCCUCCAAUGAGCAUGGGAGGUCCUGGCCCUAGACAACCAUGGACACCAAACACAUCUACUCCUAUGAGCUACUCCUCAUCUUCGCCUGGGACCUACGGCGGCAUGAUGGGUCCGCCAGGUUCUGCAGGUCCGCCUGGUCCUGGCACGCCUAUCAUGCCCAGUCCUCAAGACACGUCAAGUAGUGGAGCUGAUGGAAUGUUCCCAAUGAUGAAGCCAGUACCUGGAGGGGGGAUUCCUGGGGACUUCCCCCUGGGUAGUGGCCCUGAUGGGCCCAUGGGUGGCCCUAUGGGUCCUAACACCAUGGGCCCUGUUAUGAAUGGUGAUGGCUUGGAUGGCAUGAAGAACUCACCUGCAAAUGGUCCUGGGACGCCGCGAGAUGAUGGAGGCGGUAUGGGGGACUACAAUCUAGGAGGCUUCGGGGGCCCUCCGGAGAGUGACCAGAAUGAGUCGGCUGCCAUUUUAAAGAUUAAGGAGAGUAUGCAAGAAGAAGCAAAGCGAUUUGAAAAGGAUGUUCCACCGGAUCAUCCAGACUACUUUAUGCCGUGACGUGACCCUCUCCCAUCCCCACUUUACCCUGUGAACUAGCUCUCUUGGUUCUCUGCAGAACCUAUGACAUGUCAAUAGUCUGGAGUUGACCUUUUCCCUCAUCCCAGAUAUUGACGACAUGUCUAAACAUGGCAAUGAGGGCAUUGUGCGAGUGCAGCAAUGUAGUGACUGUGUCUGCACAAUGACAUUUUGCCACACAAUUAUGGUGAUAUGAAUUUAUAUAUGGUGGAGUGAUGAUGGGACAUUGGGUCCUUGCAGACUCUUUCGAGGAACUGGCAUCACAGCCCUCGGUACAAUUCUCAAGUGAAUCAAAACGCAGAACUCCUGUGAUGGAGUGCUAUCCUACAGUGGAAUUAUGACAUGUGAUUAGAAACACUAGUGAUUUACCCUAUGAAGUCUGAAAGUGCAGGCUGAGCACUGAAAAAAAUGGUACACUGUAUGACUUCUUACAUACACCAUAUAAAGAGAAGUGAAAUGGUGGCUCUAAUUUCUGCUGUUUGAUGAUAAGUCUGUUGUGUCAUUCAUUGUGCUUUCUAUGUGAAUCUUGUAGGAAACAAAAUUGUUAUUAAUAUUAUUUAAUAUGUUUUCUCAGUUUCACUCAUUUAAGACCCCAAGAUCCAUAUCCUGAAAAAGCAGUGUCAGGAGACUUUGGCAGUCAAGGGUAAGAUGGAGAUGUAGAUAUUUUCAUAAACCGUCAUUGCUCAUAGGUGGUGUCCACAUGCCUCAACUGGACAACCAAUGCUGCCUGUCUCCUGGCUGGACCCUUGUAAGAGUGUCCACGGUUUUCUUCGCUCCAAAGAAAACUACCCAGUCCCAGGCACCAGCAGUUCCCCAUCACUACUACCAACGUCAUCCUGGGACGUGCUCCUGGGAAGGACUGGAAUAUGUCCUUAACCCCCAGGGUAUUAACCCUGAGCCAGCUGGAACCUACUCACUUUGGGCCCAGCACUCAUGUACAAAUUUCCCAGCCUGGGACCUCUGGGACCUUGGCACGUGAUCAGCCCUCCACAUGUGCAAAAGACAGUAAUGUCUGUUCUCACUAGUAUUACUCAGACAUUGUUCUGGCCUCAGGCCCAACUCAUGUAAUAUCAGAUGGGAAGUAUUUUAUUCAGACACUUUGUGUUAGCUUACCUACCGGACUGGAAGUGAUGACCUUUGUCUAUUCUGUACAGAUCUCUCAAAGUGUUGUAGAUGUAGGAAUAAUUUAUUAUUUAUCAUGUCCAAAUCUCUCUUUCUUCUAGAUUCCCUAUGUUAAACUGUUUUUACCACAUUGGCCAACCCACUCCUUCUCUCCAUGACUCAACACCACCACCACCAUUAUUAUCGCUUUGUCAUCUCCACCACCAAUGUCACCAUCACCUCACCACCACCACCACCACAUAGUCAUCGUGCCACUGCUUCACCUCCACCACUUCAUCACCACCAUCUAAUCCACUUCACCACUACCUCCUCCACCAUCUCUUCCACUUCAUCAUCACUGCCUCCACCGCCAUCACCACCACCACUACUUAACUAUUUGCACCACCACCACUACUUCACCAUCUCACCCCCCACCACUACUUCACCAUCUCCAUUACAUCACCACCACCAUUUCACCUUCACCACUUCACUGCCAUCAUUUCUCUCACCACCACCACUACUUCACCAUCUCCAUUACAUCACCACCAUCAUUUCACCUUCAGCACUUCAUCGCCAUCAUUUCACCUCUACCACUUCACCUCCACCACUUCACCGCCACCACUUCACCUCCACUAUUUCACCUCCACCAUUUCACCUCCACCACUUCACACCACCAACAUUUCAUCACUGCAACUUGUGGUCCAGCAGUGUGAUAUACUUCACUGCUUCCCAUUCAACCAACGCCAAAUGUAAGUCACUGAAAAUGAUCACCCAGGAUGCACCACCACCGCCAGACUCGACUACCACACCUGGGGGUGCUAACUCAUAUGGCAUGCUUGCUUUUAGAAUCAUCUUGAAUACACAAUUGUAUCAACUUCUAACAUAUGUUAGAUAAUUCUUUACUCUGUGUGUUACAGUGACCCAUUAUUAAUUUAUUGACUUGGCCCUAAAUAUGACUUCUUCACACACGUAGACAACCACAAAACACCUCACAGCCUAGGUUUAUCUCACUCAGUCAUGCAGUCUUCAUCUUGGCCUAGGUCAAAUCAUUUCAUCGAAGCAAAAUGACUCAUGACCCAGUUAUACUAACUGGGUUUAACCCUGGGUGUAUGUCGCUCUGGUGGUGCGACCGUUCUGCCCGGUUUGUCUAUUCUGACCAAGACCCCUUGUACAGUAGAACAUAGCAGAUAUAUUAUGUGUAGCAAUUUUCAAUAAAAUGGCUAAGGCAAUAAGAAA
Molecule: messenger RNA, 3549 nt
Organism: Procambarus clarkii (red swamp crayfish)
Lineage: Eukaryota; Metazoa; Arthropoda; Malacostraca; Decapoda; Cambaridae
Source: RefSeq, a predicted model, not a curated record